GCCGCUGCCUCUCACGCUCACUGCAGUGGCUCCGGCGGCAGCAGCCUGGGAGCAGCCGGGAGGAGCUAUCACAUGGGACCGGAGCUGCCGGGCAAAGAUGCCUUGACGGGGAAACCGAAGUUCGGAAGAGUCACUGCGUUAGCCAUUCCCAGACCUCGUGUUCUUUCUGCCCCCAACUGCACCUGCCGCUGCGAGGAGACGAGAAAUCAGGAAACGUAUGUGAACGGCCUUAAACCCGGGGCACUGUCCCGGCGCCCAGCAGGACCCUGGGAACGGGCACGGAUCCAGACUCUCGGGAUAAGGCGUCCUAGAGAGGGGAGAAGGGUAUGGACCCCAGAGGAAAGAAGGUGGUGACGCAGGAGCCGGAGGCCAGUCAGCGGGUGGAGUGUUGAGUGGGCGAGGCCCCCCCAUCCCUCCCGUCUGUCUCCUCCGAGGUCAUGGUCACCGAGGCAGACCCUGAGCGACCUCCUGGCGGAGAGAUGAGCUCCUGAGCCUGUUCCCGGCCCGGGCUCCGCACAGCCGCCCGCCUCCCUCCAAGGCUGGCCCCCGGAGCGUGUCUGAGAGACUCCAGCAGGGGGUGCCCUCUCCCGCCACCCCCGCUCACAGCGCUGGGAAGCCGGGGCCUGGGCCGGCCAUCCCAGGGUCACUGGACUAGGAUGGGGGAUGGGCCUGUGACAGGAGGUGCCCUGGGUGUCCUCUUCCGGCCCCAUGGAGUCCUCACCCAUCCCCCAGUCAUCAGGGAACUCUUCCACUCUGGGGAGGGCCCCCCAGCCCCCGGGUCCCUCUACCGCCAGCGGGGCCCCGGAGGUGGGGCUGCAGGACGUGGCCUCGGAGUCCGUGGCCCUCUUCUUCAUGCUCCUGCUGGACCUGACCGCCGUGGCCGGCAAUGCCGCUGUGAUGGCCGUCAUCGCCAAGACCCCCGCCCUCCGGAAAUUCGUCUUCGUCUUCCACCUCUGCCUGGUGGACCUGCUGGCCGCCCUGACCCUCAUGCCCCUGGCCAUGCUCUCCAGCUCCGCCCUCUUUGACCAUGACCUCUUCGGGGAGGUCGCCUGCCGCCUCUACGUGUUCCUGAGCGUGUGCUUUGUCAGCCUGGCCAUCCUCUCCGUGUCGGCCAUCAACGUGGAGCGCUACUAUUACGUGGUCCACCCCAUGCGCUACGAGGUGCGCAUGACGCUGGGGCUGGUGGCCUCCGUGCUGGUGGGGGUGUGGGUGAAGGCCUUGGCCAUGGCCGCCAUGCCCGUGCUGGGGAGGGUCUCCCUGGAGGAGGGGGUGCCCAGCAUCCCGCCAGGCUGCUCACUCCAAUGGAGCCGCAGUGCCUACUGCCAGCUGUUCGUGGUGGUCUUUGCCAUCCUCUACUUCCUGCUGCCCCUGCUCCUCAUCCUGGUGGUCUACUGCAGCAUGUUCCGGGUGGCCCGCGUGGCCGCCAUGCAGCGCGGGCCGCUGCCCACGUGGAUGGAGACGCCCCGGCAGCGCUCGGAGUCCCUCAGCAGCCGCUCCACCAUGGUCACCAGCUCGGGGGCCCACCAGACCACCCCCCACCGGACGUUCGGGGGCGGGAAGGCGGCCGUGGUCCUCCUGGCCGUGGGGGGCCAGUUCCUGCUCUGCUGGUUGCCCUACUUUUCUUUCCACCUCUACGCGGCCCUGAGUGCUCAGCCCACGUCCACGCGGCAGGUGGAGAACGUGGUGACUUGGAUCGGCUACUUCUGCUUCACUUCCAACCCCUUCUUCUAUGGAUGUCUCAACCGGCAGAUCCGGGGGGAGCUCAGCAAGCAGUUCGUCUGCUUCUUCAAGCAGGCCCCCGAGGAGGAGCUGAGGCUGCCCAGCCGCGAGGGCUCCAUCGAGGAGAACUUCCUGCAGUUCCUGCAGGGGACCGGCUGCUCCACGGAGUCCUGGGUGGCCCGGCCCCUCCCCAGCCCCAAGCAGGAGGCCGCGGCUGUGGACUUUCGAAUCCCAGGCCAGAUAGCUGAGGAGACCUCUGAGUUCCUGGAGCAACAACUCACCAGCGACAUCAUCAUGUCAGACAGCUACCUCCGCCCGGCCCCCUCGCCUCGGCCUGAAUCCUGACGGGCCGCUGGACUUGCGGAGGGAGGUGGGGCCGGGCCGGUCAGGGCUGCAAGGAGCGUUAGUGUUUUCUGGUUUGGGAACAGAGCCAACAGGAUGGACAUGUCUGCUUUGGACAUGGCUGUGAUCCUUGACUACUGGGGGAGGGGACCUGGUGAGAUGGUGACGAGAGUCAAGGGUCACGAAGGACUGGCCUCCCUGAUCUCUCUCCUCAUGGCCGUGACCCACCUCCAGCCCCUGGACCAUCGGGUACAGAGACCAAGGUUGGGAAUGGGUUGGUCGGGUGGGGUUUCCGUGGUCCAUUAAAUGCCUCCCUGCUCCCAUUCAUCGCUCUCAAAAUUAGCUUCAGUAACAAAGACUUAAAUCUCUCUCCUAUCGGCAGCCCUGGGUUGGAGAGAGGGCACAGGAGUGGGGCUCAGCUGUUCACUGGUUGAGACUGUAGGAACUGUGUUGGUUGGCAUUGGUGGCGGUAUUCUCACGGGCGGGGGACAUCAUUGCAGACUGGACAGGGCAUCCACCUGGGACUACUUGUCCAUCCACUUCCCUCAGCCGAAUCAGGUAACAUGACAGGGUGGAGGCAGGACCAAGGGGGUGGUGUGGUCUGUAUUUGAACA
Myotis myotis is the source of this 2675-nucleotide messenger RNA. RefSeq names its product G protein-coupled receptor 61 (gene GPR61). The transcript is spliced from 3 exons. Gene Ontology annotation, molecular function: G protein-coupled receptor activity. The coding region runs from base 709 to 2064 and encodes 451 amino acids. NCBI's taxonomy places the organism in Eukaryota, Metazoa, Chordata, Mammalia, Chiroptera, Vespertilionidae. Gene Ontology annotation, biological process: G protein-coupled receptor signaling pathway. The record is from RefSeq and is a predicted model, not a curated record. Gene Ontology annotation, cellular component: plasma membrane; endosome; signaling receptor complex.